Molecule: messenger RNA, 2141 nt
Organism: Doryrhamphus excisus (bluestripe pipefish)
Lineage: Eukaryota; Metazoa; Chordata; Actinopteri; Syngnathiformes; Syngnathidae
Product: matrix remodeling-associated protein 8-like
Biological process (GO): cell adhesion; cell differentiation
Cellular component (GO): membrane; cell surface
Source: RefSeq, a predicted model, not a curated record
GUCUUUGUAGGCGGAGCGUCUCCAGGAUCCAGACGUGCAAGGCGAAAGAAGUUACUUUAUUGUGCCAUUUGGUAACGUCUACACGCCGCCGUCAUCACUGUUAGACAUGCAUACGUACAUGGCUCUGCUUCCAGUUUCAGUUCUUGCUGUGCUCUUCCUGCCGGGAGCAUGGAGUCAGAGCAGCGGCAGCAACAGCAGACUCGGUGUGGUGGUUGAAGCCAAGAACAUCACACUCCCUAUAGGAAGCAACGCCGUCCUGCCUUGUCACAGCCCUCGCAUGGUGUGGACCCGGGACAGACUGAAGGACCGCCAGAGGGUGGUGCACUGGGACUUGAUGCGCAAUACUCCCAAAUACUCCGUGGAACGAGUCCUGGAUAUGUCUCCCGGAGCUCGACUGAGGGUCUACAACAACUUCAACAAAGGUCGCGUUUCCAUUCCAGAAUCUGCAUUUAAAGAUGGCAACUUCUCCCUGGUCAUCAAAAAUGUGAUCCAAAGUGACAAAGGAGUGUACACGUGUAAUCUACACCAUCAUUACUGCCAAAUUCAACAGUCUGUUCAGAUCCAGCUCAACGUGACAAAGUCAGCGCAAAAAGAGAAACGUUACUGGGAUGGAGAGAAAACCAUUUUUGUGGUCUUGCUGGGCACCACUGUGGUGUUGCCAUGCGUCAACCGCCGUCCCCUGUGGCGAGACGGCAUCCAGGAGGACCAGCAGCAGGUAGCCCACUGGGACUUCCAGCCACCGGGCGUGCGACCCGAUAGGGCUGACCGCUUGGUGGACCUCUACGCUUCCGGGGAACGGCGGGAUUACGGACCGCUCUUUGCUGAGAAGAAGAUGAGCGUGGCAGAGGAUGCGUUCACACUCGGAGACUUUUCACUGUCAAUUUCCAACUUGAAACCGGUCGAUAAAGGACUGUACUCCUGCCACCUGCAUCACCAUUACUGCGGCCUGCACGAGAGACGCAUUUUUAGACUCACCGUGGGCUCUUCACUUCCAUCGGAGCCCACCACAACACAGACAAUCUUCCACAAUGAUGACCCUGAACCAAGGGUUGAAGAAGUGCAGAGUCCUCACGUCGUCAACGUUAUCCUCCCUGAGCAUCGAGGCUAUUUCGUGCAACAUUUGGGUUAUUUCCUGGCAACCUUCCUGCUUCUGGCAUUCAUCGUUGUGGCAAUCGUCAUGGUAACUCGACGGCGAAAAAAGAGAGGCCUGGCGUACGAACUACGAAGAUCUGAUGAGAGAAAUGAAGGUGAAAGCUCCUUAAGUUUAACAGAGCUGAAGAUCCGCAACCAAGAGCCACUGAAUUCAGAUUACAAAAACAACCUCCUGAAAGAGAGAGACAUGAGCAAAGACUGCAACAAGGACUUUGAUGGGAAGCUGUGGAUGUGAGACAUUUUAGGACAGCUGCUGGCGGGACCAGAGCAAAUGUCAUGAGCGAGGCGGGGGUGUGGAAGGAACGCAACGAGAGGACAGGAGGAACGCUCCCUCUGCUGAAACUCUGUUUUAGAACUUGCAUUUUUUUCUAAUAGUUCUGAAAAUAGUAUUCACAUUUUAUUUGACAGUUUCUAGUUUAUGUUGAUUAUCAGGUAUGUGCAUUAUAUUUCAUUUUCCAGCAUUAUUUAGCUGUAAUGUGCAUGCGUGCAUUUUUUAAAAAUUCUGAUAUUUUGUUUUUUUUUUGCACAAAUUCUGCUGUAUAUGUCAUCAUGUUCAUUUACUGUAUGCGGACAGAAUAUUUAACAUUUUAACACAUUUUGAUGGUACUUUCUUGCCGCUUUUUAUGUAAAAGUUGUUUUAUAUAUUAGUUGUUUAGUACACGGUUAUUCAAAAUGUAUGAGUUAAAAAAAAAUACUAAGUGUUGGAUAACAAUAUUCUCAGGACAGGUCAUGUCAACCCUUUUUUUUUUGCACCAUGUCAUGUCAUGUAUUCUCUACACUGAGCUGUAGCUGUAGUCGCUAAAUCUGAUGCUGUAUGGUGACAAAUACGUUGCAUCUUAAUUGGAUCACUCGCAAAUGUGUUUACAACAUAGUUAAAUCACAAGUGUACUUAACUGUUUUUGUUUUACUACUAUUUUGCUCUCUUGCACACUCGCACACACACACUUCUUUUGCUUUGUUCUUAUUCCAUAUAUAAUAAAAAAAUUGAA